Molecule: messenger RNA, 3291 nt
Organism: Neolamprologus brichardi
Lineage: Eukaryota; Metazoa; Chordata; Actinopteri; Cichliformes; Cichlidae
Source: RefSeq, a predicted model, not a curated record
AUGCUUCAGCAGCUGCUUCUGAUCUCUCUGCUGGGUCUCACGUGGACAUCAGUCGGACUGCCGUGCUCUCAGAUGAUCCCUUCGCAGGAGCCUCCUUCAACUGUUAAUGUUGUUAGGCCCUCAGAUGUGGGUCUGCUUUCCGCCAUUGGACUUCACAUGCGCAGCACUGAGCUGUCCUCAGUUGUAUCAAGACUUAGAGAGCUGAUGGUUCUGUUCAAUCCUGAACUGAUUAGUCACCUCUCAGAGGAAACAAACCUUUACACCCCUCAGCCUAUACAACACAGCACUCUGGUGGAUCGGGCAAAGGAACUGUCCCUCUAUCUACAGAACAGUCAGGCUCCCAAUGUGAAUCGGGACUGGAAGUUGGUGAUUCUCUUUGUUCAGUUGGAUCAGUUUUGUGCCUGUGAGGACCAGCAGGUCUCAUCAAUUAUCGAGGCAGUGGUCAAAGAGGUGGAUAAGGCUCUGCAGUUGCUGCAUUCUCGGCUGAAACGGACCAUUGUCAGUGUUGCAUUAUGGGAUGGAGAGCAUGACACUAUGCAGAGCAAAUCAUGCCAGUGUUUGGAAACAAACAGUGAAGGGGAGCUCAGGCUCCUGAGAGCCGUGCUGACUCAGUCUCUGCAGGAAUCUUUGGAUGAGCUGUUGGUACAGAAACACUGGUACGGUGACAGAAAAGACUUCACUGUUACCCUUCAGAAUAUACCUUUCAUCACAGACCCAUCAUUUACUGCUAGAGGGAAGCAUCUCACUGAGUCUGAAGCAUUACAGCACAAAGAUAAACUGUUGGUGCAGAUGUGGACAAACCUGCUGCAGGCCACAGUUGCCCAAUAUAAAACAAAGGACAACGGUAAGAUCUUCACAUUGCCAUGUCCAAGCGAGGAACGACCCUACCUGAGGACAGAAGGAAACUCUCCGUCAUAUCACCACAGCAAUAUCUCUCCUCUCAUGGAGCCUUUUACAGGGACAGAAAUGCCCUGUGAGGACUUAAGUCCCUCACCUUCCACACCCACUUCAGUCCACAAACUCAGACCUGGAGACGUGAAAGUUGUUGCUGCUGUUGGCAAUUCGUUGACAGCAGGCAAUGGCAUUGCAUCCAGGCCAUCUGAUAUCCUGGAUGUCUUGCGUCAAUACAGAGGUUUAUCCUGGAGCAUUGGUGGAGAUGAAAACCUGACUAGCGUCACCACUCUGCCCAACAUCUUGAAAUAUUUCAGCCGAAACCUGACGGGCUACUCUGUUGGCACGGGCCAGCAGGACACACCUCAAGCAUUCCUUAACCAGGCUGUGGCAGGAGCAAAAAGCCAUAAUGUACCAACCCAAGUGCGUGCUCUGGUGGAAAGAAUGAAGAAUGACUCUAGGAUCAACUUUGAAUCAGACUGGAAGGUGAUCACCUUUUUCAUUGGAGGAAAUGACCUGUGUGAGCACUGCUACAACUCUCUACGUUACUCUACAGAAAAUUAUUUUCGCAAUGUCCGAGAAAGCCUGGAUUAUCUUCACAAGGAGGUGCCUCGGGCUCUGGUGAACUUAGUAGAGCCUCUGCAGAUAACACAACUAAGAGAAAUGCACAAAGAUCCCUCACUUAAAUGCCCAACCUGGCUGGUGAAGAUUAUGUGUCCUUGCGUUAUUUUGCCAAAGUCCAACUCUGAGGCUCUUCAAAUGUUGGAAGACCUUAACAGAAGCUAUCAGCGAGUGCUACAUGAACUCGUGGAGUCCAGCCGGUAUGACACUCGAUCAGACUUCACUGUGGUUAUCCAGCCUUUUUUCAGAGACAUCAUUUUCCCCAGGCUGCCGGAUGGCCGCCCUGAUCGCUCUUUUUUUAGUGCUGACUGCUUCCACGUCAGCCAGAAGGCCCAGACCAUGAUGGCUCGCUCCCUUUGGAACAACAUGUUGGAGCCACUGGGCAACAAGACUUCUUUACAGGACUUUUCUGUAUCCACUGGCCUGAAAUGCCCAAGUCAGACUUCACCUUAUAUUCGGACCUACAACAACAGCAAUUACAUCUAUUCCAGUCCCUCCCCAACACCUCAGCCUAAUACAAACUGGGGAAGUGACUUUUCCUGUGUAAAUAUUGCACCAUCUGACACUGUGCCAACUUCAGUCCACAAGCUGAGGCCAGCAGACAUUAAAGUGGUGGCAGCAUUAGGAGACUCUGUGACAACAGGCACUGGUGCUAAAGCAAAGAACAUAUUUGAGCUCAAUACAAAGUAUAAAGGAGUAUCAUGGAGCAUUGGAGGUGAUGAUACUCUGGACACAGUCACAACACUACCAAACAUCUUAAAGAAGUUCAACCCCUCUCUGAAAGGCUUUUCCAAAGGUCAGGGGUUAUUGCAGAAACACUUCAACAUGGCUGAACCUGGAGUUAAGGCAUCAGAUAUCCCAUCACAAGUCCAAGCUCUCAUCAAGGCCAUAAGAAAAGAUACGGAGGUGAAUUUUGAAAAGGACUGGAAACUUCUGACAAUAUUUAUAGGAGGCAAUGACCUCUGCAAUUACUGCUUUGAUCAAAAUAAUCUAUCGCCCAAGAACUACAGCCAUAAUCUUAAAAUCAGCUUGGAUAUGCUUUACAAAGAGGUACCGAGGUUGUUGGUUAAUGUCGUGGAGAUCAUGCAGAUAAAUCUGUUGAAAUCAGUUACGAGGAACACUCUGGGCUGCUCACUAAUCCAGAGGACCAGCUGUCCCUGUGUUAUCAACCCAUCAGAAAAGUCUCCAGAGCUUGAGGAGAUGAAACGAAUCAAUCACGAGUACCAGGCUGAGCUCCAGUAUCUUGUAUCUGGAGAUCUCUAUGACGGAAAAGAAGACUUUGCUGUCGUACUUCAGCCAUUUUUACGUAAUUCCUUCAUCCCUAAAAUUGGAGAGGGUGAGCCAGAUACAAGUUUCUUCUCUGUAGACUGUUUCCACAUCAGUGAGCGAGCACAUGCUGAGAUGGCCAUUGGUCUGUGGAAUAACAUGUUAGAGCCUAUAGGGAGAAAGCAGGCCUACAACAACUUCACAUAUGACCGCUCCAAAAUUCACUGUCCCUCUGAGGCCAGUCCGUUUAUCUUCACCAAGAUCAACAGUCUUCCAAGUCCAUCAGGAACCACACCUACUCCAUUUACAGACUCCACCCACAGUUCCAGCUCUGCGUUAACAGCCCCUGUGCUCAACUGUCCCUCCUCCACCCCUGUGUGGGUCCCUGUCCUUGUGGGAAUUGUAGGUUUAGUGGUGGGUUUUGCUGCCUGUUGGAUAAUUCUGUCCCUCGGUCAUCGGCGCAAAAGCAAGGCAGAGAGAAAAGAGCUUGAAAUGAAAGGAACAGCUUUUUAA